Rhineura floridana is the source of this 1311-nucleotide messenger RNA. It is a transcript of the gene NOXA1, whose product is annotated as NADPH oxidase activator 1. NCBI's taxonomy places the organism in Eukaryota, Metazoa, Chordata, Lepidosauria, Squamata, Rhineuridae. Gene Ontology annotation, biological process: superoxide anion generation. The transcript is spliced from 13 exons. Bases 1 to 1311 code for a protein of 436 amino acids. Gene Ontology annotation, molecular function: superoxide-generating NADPH oxidase activator activity; protein binding. The record is from RefSeq and is a predicted model, not a curated record.
AUGGCUUACCGAGACCUGAUCAGGGACUGGAAUGAAGGGGUUUUGGCUCUAGAGAACAGCAGCUGGGAAUCUGCCUUAAACAUCUUCUGCAGGAUUGAAAACCCUCACUCCAAAAUUGACUUCAAUAUUGGCUGCUUGCAUCUCGGAAGGGGAGAUCUGGAGCGAGCUCUGGAGGCAUUUGACCAAUCUGUUUCCAAAGACAAUUGCUUGGCUGUGGGGUUCUUCCAGAGAGGGUACGUUUACCUGCAACUGGAAAGAUAUGAAGAAGCCCUGAAUGACUGCAGGCUGGCCCUGUUGCACCUCAGAACGGGUCCCUUCAUCGAUUACAAGCAGCUGGGUCUGAAGUUUGUGCUGUAUCCCUGGGAGGUGCUGUACAAUACUGCCACGGUCUACUGCCGGCUUGGGAAGUGGCAGGAUGCCCGGCGGGUGCUGCAGGUGGCUACCAGACAGACCCCGAAGAGCCAAAUCCACCACCUUGAUAUUGCUCUGGAGCAAGUGCAGGAACAUCUCUUUCUGGAACCCCGAAGUGUCCCUCAGGGAGAGAUCUUCAAGCCCCCGAAGAAGGAUGUAGAAGAGCUGGAAGAAAAGGAUUUUCUGGGCCAGGCCAAGGUCAUCUCCUCUGCUUUCGAGGGAGAUUACACCAGCAGCUUUCACGGUCUGCAGCUACAGAAAGGGAGAAGUGGCAUUCCCCCACCACCUGGGAAAGUGCUCCCCAACCGACCCCGUGAGAGACAAAAGAUUCCAAAACCAGUGCUGGCAGAGGGAGAGGUGGACAAGGGAGACGCAAACAUCGCUGGCCCAGAGACAGCCCUGGAGGGGCUGUCGGCUUCAGAGGAGAUUGCUCACAUCGGUGAGAGUGACAGGCCUGUCCUGUUGAACAUCCACGCUUCCUACACCAUUCAGAUGAAGGUGAGCACCACCCCAACCUUGGCUGAGCUCAACGCCCUGCUGCAGGAAGAGUGCUGUCGGCAGGCUGCGCAGAUGUCACUGAGGUACAGGUCUCCGGGCCGUGAUGAAUUAAUCCCCGUUAGCGAUGAUGAGGAGCUGAGGAACGUGUGGGGGGAUGUGCAAGGGGGCCAGCUGACCCUCUGGUGCCAGGGCAAAGAAAAAAUUGCAGACAGACCAGUCCUGUACCACAUGAUUGCGUGCCACCCCUAUACUGCUCAGGGGCAAGAGGACUUGACUUUUAAAGAAGGCGACAAGCUGGAGAUCCUUUCUGAAGUGAAUGAGGAAUGGCUGGAGGGAUGCUGCAAUGGAACCGUUGGCAUCUUCCCAAAGUGCUUUGCUGUGCGGGAGAGCGCUGUUGCCUAG